ACAAGUCCACCCCUCAGGAGAGGUAACAGUUCACUCUUAACUUGAGUCAUCUCACCUGCACUAACAAAUGUCUGGUAGUGUGAAUGAUAGUAUAGAUAAACGUUCAACAAUGGACAGAGAAGAAAAAGAAGAAAGGAUUGUUGAUAUCUACAUCACUGCAGAGGCUGUAAGAGAUAUUAAACACAAGAAACAAACUGAGGAAUCUAAAACAACAACAACAACCCAACCAUCAGAACACAAAGGAAGUGAGUGUGUGAGGAACAGACGUCCCAGAUCAGUUCUAGUGUGUUUGGUGGUGCUGUGUGUUCUUCUACUGACUGCAGUCAUAGUGCUGUGUGUCCUUAUCUACACAAACAAUCACCAGUUUCACAUCAACUACAAAAACAUCACACAAGACAGAGACCAACUACUAACCAAAUAUACCAAACUCACAGACGACAGAGACCAGCUAAUAACCAAAUAUAUCAAGAUAACAGAAGAGAAAGACCAACUACUAAACAAAUAUACCAAACUCACAGAAGAGAGAAAUGAAUUAACAACCAAAUACUAUAACGCCACUGAACUAUAUAUACAAUUAAAUCGGGAGAGAAAUACAAUAUGGACUCAUCUUUGUGAUGGAUGGAUUCAUUAUGAAGUCAGUUUGUACUUCAUUUCAUCUGAGAAGAAGAGCUGGAGUGAGAGCUUAAGUUACUGUAGAGUGAGAGGAGCAGAUCUGUUCAUCAUUAACAACAAAGAUGAACAAGUGAGUGAAACAUACUGUAUAAAAAGAUCAUUAGGCAUCAUUAGAUAUAAAUGUUCUUUUGUUUCUUCAAAGGAUUUUGUUAAGAAAAUAACUUGUGGAGAACACGUUUGGAUUGGUUUGUCUGACAGUGAUGAGGAGGGCAGAUGGAAAUGGGUUGAUGGCAGCACACUGACCUCUGGUUUCAGCUUCUGGAGAACUGCGAUAGGAGAACCUGGUGGCAGUACAACAGAAAACUGUGCUGUGUCUCACUCAGGGUGGGAUGAUAUUUCAUGUGCUUCUACUUUUAAAUCGAUUUGUGAGAAAAAGAUUUUUUAAAUAGUUGUUAAUGAGAUACAUGUUUACUGAGCAAAUUGUAAACACCAGGAUUUUAUAAUUAUUUUAGACAGUCUAUAUGAGCAGGAUACAACGUGCUUAGUGACUUAAGUCAAUAUAUAUAUAUAUAUUUAUUUAUAUAAUUAUACAGAAUACUUAUUAGAGUUUUUUAUCUUUCACAUUUCCAUAUUGUGCUUUUCAGUAAACUAAUUUGAUUGUGUUUAUUUGUGUGUGUGUUUUAUAUCGUGCAUAAAUGUACGUAAAAUACUGAUUGUAGAUUCUAAUGUAUUACUGUAUUACAUUUUUCCUUUAAAGCUGCUUUAAAACAAUGCAACAUUUUAAAAAGUGCUAUAUAAAUAAUUUUGAACUAAACUUUCAAUUUAAUACUGUAAACAGAAGCAACUACUGGCACAAAUGACAAAUGCAGCUGUUAAUCUGUGCUGUAAAUCUGUUUGUUACAAAUACAAAACUGCACAAUAAAAAUGAUUAUUUCCAAAGAACUUUCAGAACAUUUCCUCUAUUCUCCAUUGGUCAAACACAUAGUCCCAGCCCAAACUAACAGCACUGGUCAAUGUGAAUCUUUCAUUGCAAGUAUGUGUACGCUGCAAUAUUUCAUGAAAAAAUAGGCAUUGUAAUUUUUUAUUUCACUGGGACUUUAA
Messenger RNA from Triplophysa rosa, 1713 nucleotides. RefSeq names its product asialoglycoprotein receptor 1-like. Bases 68 to 1057 code for a protein of 329 amino acids. The record is from RefSeq and is a predicted model, not a curated record. NCBI's taxonomy places the organism in Eukaryota, Metazoa, Chordata, Actinopteri, Cypriniformes, Nemacheilidae. The transcript has 4 exons.